Molecule: messenger RNA, 3303 nt
Organism: Rattus norvegicus (Norway rat)
Lineage: Eukaryota; Metazoa; Chordata; Mammalia; Rodentia; Muridae
Gene: Vil1
Product: villin 1
Exons: 20
Coding region: 191-2674 (827 amino acids)
Biological process (GO): cytoskeleton organization; regulation of plasma membrane bounded cell projection organization
Cellular component (GO): ruffle; lamellipodium; microvillus
Molecular function (GO): actin binding; actin filament binding
Source: RefSeq, marked provisional
CAGGGACCUGGGCACCUACUUCCCCACCCCCUCAUCCAUUCUCUCUGGGGCCCUAUCUUCCCUUAUAUGGUGAAGGAAGUUCCUGGGGGUGGGGGGGUGAGGACAAAGGUCGGUCUCCUGCAGCCAGCUUGCCACAACUUCCUAAGAUCUCCCAGGUGGUGGCUGCCUCUUCCAGACAGGCUCAUCCACCAUGACUAAACUGACUGCCCAAGUCAAAGGCUCUCUCAACACCACCACUCCAGGAAUACAAAUAUGGAGGAUAGAGGCUAUGCAGAUGGUGCCGGUUCCUUCCAGCACCUUUGGAAGCUUCUUCGAUGGUGACUGCUAUGUAGUCCUGGCUAUCCACAAGACCGGCAGCACCCUCUCCUACGAUAUCCACUACUGGAUUGGCCAGGACUCGUCCCAGGAUGAGCAGGGGGCAGCUGCCAUCUACACAACACAGAUGGAUGACUACCUGAAGGGCCGGGCUGUCCAGCACCGUGAGGUCCAAGGCCAUGAGAGCGACACAUUCCGGAGCUACUUCAAGCAAGGCCUUGUGAUCCGGAAAGGGGGCGUGGCUUCUGGCAUGAAGCACGUAGAAACAAACUCCUGUGAUGUCCAGCGACUGUUGCACGUCAAGGGCAAGAGGAAUGUGCUGGCUGGAGAGGUGGAAAUGUCCUGGAAGAGUUUCAACAGAGGGGAUGUCUUCCUGCUGGACCUUGGGAAGCUUAUCAUCCAGUGGAAUGGGCCAGAGAGUAACCGCAUGGAGAGACUUCGGGGCAUGACCUUGGCCAAAGAGAUCCGAGACCAGGAGCGGGGUGGACGCACCUACGUAGGCGUGGUGGAUGGGGAGAAUGAAGGGGACUCCCCACAGCUGAUGGCAAUUAUGAACCACGUGCUGGGCCCACGCAAGGAACUAAAGGCUGCAAUUUCUGACUCAGUGGUGGAGCCGGCCGCUAAGGCUGCACUCAAGCUGUACCAUGUGUCUGAUUCAGAAGGAAAAAUGGUGGUUAGAGAAGUUGCUACUCAGCCACUCACACAGGACUUGCUCAGCCAUGAGGACUGUUACAUCCUGGACCAGGGAGGCCUGAAGAUCUUUGUGUGGAAGGGAAAAAAUGCCAAUGCCCAGGAGAGGAGCGGAGCCAUGAACCAGGCUUUGAACUUCAUCAAAGCCAAGCAGUACCCACCUAGCACGCAGGUUGAGGUGCAGAAUGAUGGGGCUGAGUCCGCCAUUUUCCAGCAGCUCUUCCAGAAGUGGACAGUGCCCAAUCGGACCUCAGGCCUUGGCAAAACCCACACAGUGGGCUCUGUGGCCAAGGUGGAACAGGUGAAGUUUGAUGCUCUGUCCAUGCACGUACGGCCUCAAGUGGCUGCCCAGCAGAAAAUGGUGGAUGACGGGAGUGGGGAAGUGCAGGUGUGGCGCAUCGAGGACUUAGAGCUGGUGCCUGUGGAGUCCAAGUGGCUGGGCCAUUUCUAUGGCGGCGACUGCUACCUGCUGCUCUAUACCUACCUCAUAGGCGAGAAGGAGCACUACUUGCUGUAUAUCUGGCAGGGCAGCCAGGCCAGCCAGGAUGAAAUUGCAGCCUCGGCUUACCAAGCUGUCAACCUGGACCAGAAGUACAACGACGAGCCAGUGCAGAUCCGGGUCACGAUGGGCAAGGAGCCGCCGCACCUCAUGUCUAUCUUCAAGGGGCGCAUGGUGGUUUAUCAGGGAGGCACCUCCCGAAAGAACAACGUGGAGCCCGUGCCCUCUACAAGGCUGUUUCAGGUCCGAGGGACCAGUGCUGAUAACACCAAGGCUUUUGAGGUUACAGCCCGGGCCACCUCCCUCAACUCCAAUGAUGUCUUCAUACUCAAGACUCCGUCCUGCUGCUACCUGUGGUGUGGAAAGGGCUGCAGUGGGGAUGAGCGGGAGAUGGCCAAGAUGGUUGCUGAUACCAUCUCUCGGACAGAGAAACAAGUGGUGGUCGAGGGGCAGGAGCCAGCCAACUUCUGGAUGGCUCUGGGUGGGAAGGCGCCAUAUGCCAACACCAAGAGGCUGCAGGAGGAAAACCAAGUCAUCACUCCUCGGCUCUUUGAGUGCUCCAACCAGACUGGGCGCUUUCUGGCCACAGAGAUCUUUGACUUCACUCAGGACGACCUGGAAGAGGAUGAUGUGUUCCUAUUGGAUGUCUGGGACCAGGUCUUCUUCUGGAUAGGGAAACACGCCAACGAGGAAGAGAAGAAGGCUGCAGCUACAACUGCACAGGAAUACCUCAAGACCCACCCCGGAAACAGAGACCCUGAGACCCCUAUCAUUGUGGUGAAGCAGGGGCACGAGCCCUCCACCUUCACAGGCUGGUUCCUGGCUUGGGAUCCCUUCAAGUGGAGUAACACCAAAUCUUAUGAUGACCUCAAGGCCGAGUUGGGAAACUCUGGGGACUGGAGCCAGAUUGCUGAUGAGGUUAUGAGCCCCAAAGUGGAUGUUUUCACUGCCAAUACCAGCUUCAGUUCUGGGCCCUUGCCCAUCUAUCCCCUGGAGCAGCUGGUAAACAAGCCUGUGGAGGAGCUCCCUGAGGGUGUGGACCCCACCAGGAAGGAGGAGCACCUGUCCACUGAAGAUUUCACUAAGGCUUUGGGGAUGACUCCAGCUGCCUUCUCUGCGCUGCCUCGAUGGAAGCAACAAAACCUCAAGAAGGAGAAAGGACUGUUUUGAGAACUGAAGCUCAGCGUCCAGCAGCUCCUACCCUGCCUUCAAGCCUCCUCCCCACCCCCCAUUACUGGCUUUAGUCCUGUGCCAGUUGAAAAUGUCCAAUUGUAUCUGUGAACCACAGUGUGAAAGUUCCUUCUGUUUAUAAUAGUAAUCUGCCCAUUCCUUUAGAAAUAUGCCACAGCCCAGUGGAGUCUUGUUCUAGAGUUUUCCUUCCUUAGAGCAGCUGAGUACUCCAGGAGACAUAGCACCUGGGCUUUUCUCUCAGCUUAUCCCUCACAGCAGGGAGUUGGGGAGUGUUUGGCAGUUUGAAGUCAUUCCCACAGAGAGGUCUUUCCUCAUUGCUGAGGGACCUGUUUUUUGAAAGCUAAAGCCUACAAGGAAGUACUGAGAAUCAGGUGUUGUCUCAUCCUCUUUCAUACUCAAAAGGGGAAGCUAAGGCCAAGGCUGGGCUUACAAGCUGUAACUCAGAAGCCUUUGUAAAGCUUCACAGACUCCUCAAAUGACAACACCAGGAUCAUGGGUUUGCUACAUGAAGUCCAAUCAGAAGCCGACAGAAGGUGAUUUUCUCUUAAAACAACUGGUUAUCCAGUGUCCCCAGGAACAUGUCCCUUUAAAUAAAUAAGUCAAACUAA